GGCACUAUUGUUGAUGAGGCGCACGGAGGCUGCGGGUGCCGCGGCGCGGAGGGGACGGGAGCGGGACGGGACGGGAGCCAGGACGGGGCUGGGGUGGCCGGAGCCACCACCUGAGGCGUCAGACCCUGCGAGGUGCGGCCAGCGCCUCGCACCCUUCCCUCUCUUCCCCGCCUCAGGCCGCCUUCCGCGAGCCCCAGCUCCCGACGGACAAUGUCCCACCAGCGCGUGAGGCGCGGCGGCUCCCCGACCCCCGCCACCUCCCUGGCGGGGGGAGGCGGCGCGGCGGCGGCGGGCGGCGGAGCAGCGGGAGCGAGCAGUCGCCUCCAGCCCAUGCGGGCCACGGUGCCCUUCCAGCUCAAGCAGCAGCAGCAGCAGCAACAACAUGGCAGCCCCACGAGGAGCGGUGGCGGCCCGGCAGCGGGGCUCCCACGCGCGGCGGCCCCCAGCAGCGGCGGGCGCGGCGGCCCCGCCACGGCCCCGCGGGGAGCGGGGAGCAGCGGCGGCGCCGCCUCUUCGGGCAGCCCCACGCGUGGCCAUGGCGGGGCGCGGGGCAGCCCCCCGCGGCACCACCACCUGCCGGCGCCGCCGCCGGGCAGCGGGCCCUCGCCCUGCUCCUCGCCGGUGCCUCCGCUGCCGGAGGGCAGGGUCCGGCACCACCACCGGCGGCAGUCGCCGGAGCCGGGCAGGAGCUCCCCAGAGAGGAAGAGUCCCAGCUCUCCCGUCUGCAAAGACAAAUCAAGACCCCCUUCAUCAAGCCCUUCCAGUAUUGUUCGCCGCACCUCUUCACUGGAUACACUGGCUGCUCCAUACCUCGCUGGCCAGUGGCCUCGGGAUAAUCACGGGCAAGCUGCUCCCUGUAUGAGAGACAAGGCGACACAGACAGAAAGUGCCUGGGCUGAAGAAUAUUUAGAAAAGAAGAGAAGCUCACACAAACGUUCAUCAUCAUGGGGCAGCAAUGAACAGCUCAAGGAGAUUGCAAAAUUGCGUCAACAGCUGCAGAGAAGCAAACACAGCAGCAGGCAUCAUCGGGACAAGGACAGACAGUCCCCUUUUCAUGGCAACCAUGCAGCCAUUAACCACAGCCAGGCUCACAUCCCAAAGAGUGCUCUCGUUCCUGUGAUACCGAUUACCAAAUCAACGGGGUCACGGUUCAGAAACAGCGUAGAGGGAUUGAAUCAAGAGAUUGAGAUAAUAAUUAAGGAGACAGGAGACAAAGAGGAACAACUUGUUCCUCAAGAUAUUCCAGACGGGCACCGUGCCCCGCCUCCACUGGCACAGCGCAGCAGCAGCACUCGCAGCAUUGACACCCAAACGCCCGGUGGGGCAGACAAGGGCAGCAACAACAGCAGCCGCUCCCAGUCCGUGUCUCCAAGCUCCUUUCUCACCAUCUGUAAUGAAGGCAGUGAGGAAAGCCCGUGUUCUGCAGAUGAUCUGCUUGGUGAUUCCAGAGAUAAAGAAAACGGGAAUAAUUCUCCCUUGCCAAAAUACGCUACCUCGCCAAAACCCAACAACAGCUACAUGUUCAAGCGUGAACCUCCUGAGGGCUGUGAAAAGGUGAAAGUCUUUGAGGAAAACUUGCCAAAGCCAUUGCACGAAAUUCCAGCCUUCUAUUGCCCUGACAAGAACAAAGUGAAUUUCAUUCCGAAAAGUGGCUCUGCUUUCUGUCUUGUCAGCAUCCUCAAGCCACUUCUUCCCACCCAGGAUCUCACACUUAAGGGCACUACACACAGCCUGACUGUCUCCUCCAGCAUGACGCCUGGUUUAUUACAGCCCAUUUCUAUGGCCUCCUUGACUACAAGCACAGAUCAAGACAGGAUUUCUCGUGGAACAAGUACAGUAAUACCACAGACCUCUCUGCUCCAGCAGUCAGGAUGUAUUGAGGAAGCUGAAGAAUAAUUUAGAUUGUCUUUGACAUUUUUCUGAGCAACUACUGGGAAAAAAAUGGAACCAGUUGACCGGACCUUUCUAAUCACACACACGCAUUGUUUUAACAAUUUAUGGCCCUGCCAUAAUCAAAACUGUUUGUAUAAUUGACAGUUUGUAGCACAUUGAGAAGUUCAGGAGGAUGCAGCAGCUGAUAAGCUGUUGUACUUUGUGCUUUUGAAGACUCUGGUUCUGUUUCUCUUCUGCUUUUUUUAAACACUGGUGAAAACAAAGACUAUCAUAAUCCUUUCCCAUUUAAAGGACCAGUUGUUGUGAUGGUGUGUGUCCUCUGACUUUUUUUCCCCACUAAAACAAGUCUCAAGACCAGCCAGCUGAUCCCAUUUACCAUUGUAAUCUGCAGAGGGAGGGGCAAUCAGAUGGUUUUGCAAGAUGUCUUUUGUAUGAAAAUGUGUAUUUUGUAACAAAAUUUUGCCUUUCUGGUUUGUAGCAGAUGGUGUUUCCUGGUGAUGAUCCCCCUACCCUUUUUUUCCUUUUUUCCUUUGGUAGGGGAGGAUUUUUUUAUACUUGGCUGGCUUACAGCUGAUGGGACCAAAGGAUUGCUGAACUAUUGCAGCAGUCUCAAAUUAUGUGACCUUGCUGAACAGCCUCAGACCUGAACAAAGCAAAACAAGUUAAUACGUUUGAAACUUUUAAAAAAAAGAGUAUGCAAAAACAGUGUUAGUGUAUUGUGUAAAUUUUUGAUAUCAAAAAUCUGUGCUUCUGGUAAGUCACAUUCUUAAAAUUCCUUCCUUCACAGAAUUCCUACUAGUGUUGGUUUAUUGGCCGGAAAAUUGCAUUUUAAAGCACUUGCCCUGCUAUUGUUCUAUUUGUCCAUAGAAUCUUUUGUGCAGAUGUAGGGAAAAAACAUAUUAUCCUCUUACUCAGUAUUCUUUCUUCCAGAAAAUACUUGGCUCUUACAGGCUUGCUUGCAUCCUUAUGAGUCAGCCUGAAUCAUUAAUCACUCUUGGUACAAAUUUGCUCUGAUGUGAUUCAUCACUGUAUUAUAGACCCUGGCCACAUAAUACUGAAAUACCUGUGCAUGGUUUCCUCCCUUUUGUCAUAGUGGUGUUUGUGUGUCUGUUGAAGGUGAUGGUUUGUCAGGCAUGAUAUCUGUUAUGCAGAAGUUUACAGCAGCAGAUGUGUUCUCUCUUUUGGACUAGCAGCUUAGGCUGGCAUGUAAAACAGGAUUUUUUGAUACUUGGUUUGUCCUGAUAAUGUGGCAGUUAAUGGUUGCUUUGAAAUUACAGUGAAAGGCAAAAAUGGGGGGGUGGGGAGGGGAAGGCAAUUGCAAACAGAAACUGUUCAGGAACUUCACUGAGGUUUCUCACAUGUUCCUGGAGUGCAUUACUUGGAUUUGAGUUAACACAAUUAGAGAUAUACAGAAAGCUCCAAUGACCUGAAUACCAGUGUCAUAGUCACUUAUAAAGCAAAUUGCUCUUGUAUCUCUUUAACAGAGUUAGAUUCAGUAAUUUCAAAGUAAAUGUCAUUGUGGACAGUCUCUGGGUCUGAAUAUUGGUCUGUUACAUGCAAGCAGGUCCACUGGCUUGCAUAUACACAACUUCCAUCGACAUAGUUUCCAUGGAUCAAUUGUAUUCUCAGGUCUCCUCAUAAUGGCAACUAUUUAAAGAUGAUACUGCAAAAUAUAACAGUCUUGUUCAGUGCGUAAUAUGAGGAAUUUGCUUGCAAACAUUUUGAUUUAGGGAAAAAAUCCCUGCGUAUGUGUGCAGAUAAUCAUAAUUUUGAUGCAUAUUUGCUGUUCCUUUAUGUCCUGUAUUAGUAACUAUGACUGCAGUGUACUUCAUUCAGCAAGUAAGUGUAAAUCAUGCUAGAAUGUGCAAGCUCUCUAUUUAUAGUAUUUUUUAAAUGUUAUGCAAAAAAAUCAGUAAAUUAAAAUUGUACCUGGAGGUAUGAAAGUCUUUCACCUGUUAAAUUAGCAGACAAGAAUAAUUUGGCUUACUAUCUGUCUUCCCAUGAAAAUGGACAGGAUUGUUUGAAGUAACAGUUUUGAUUUGCGCCGACAUUGUCAGUCACCUGGAGUUGUUGAGGAACAGAGCUUUAAAAAUAAGCAGAUUUGUGCAUCAAACUUGUGUAAUUUUGCCAGCUGAUAGUUCUUUUCUGGGCUUGGUGGAUAUUAAUUUGUUUCUUCUGAAACACUACAGUGCAAUUUGAGGUCUAAUAUUUACUGCUUUAGAUAGGUUUGUUUAAACCUGGUGUGACUGAUCCGGAUCAUGUUCAGGUGAAGGAAGUGCUUUUAAGUCUGUUUUCUAUUUCUGUAACAGUAGCACGUAAAGAACUUCAUUGUUGCCAAACUGCCUAGUGCUUUAUUAGGAGAUCUUAACCGAAUGGUUAAGAACCAUUAAGAAGGGCUAAAGUUAACAAACAGCCUUUUUUACAGCCUUGACACUUAACUGACUUCACCAAAAUGCAUUCUGAUGUUUGUUUUCAUCACAUUGUGGCUCUCCCAGACAGCAGUGAGCUUUCUUACCGUAGGACUUUCUUUUGCACCUCUUGUUGUAGGACUCGAGUAUCUCUCUGGUAGUUUACCUUGUAUGUUAUUGGACAAUGUACUGUACAAAUUAGUGAGCUGCUCUGAUAAAAACCAAAUGUAAAUGUGUGAAGUUUUUGCUUUUUAUAAAAGAAUAGCAUUCAGGACAACAUUCAGUCUUUUUUAUAUGCAGGACAACUCUACUAUUGCUGUGGCAGCUCAAGUUUAUUACGAAUCCACACUAAACACUCAGAGUUAAGAAAAUAUGACAGCUCUUGUUCUGAGACCAACGUUGAUGUGUGCAGACAAAAAUUAGCCUUAAAUUUUUUAUGUGCUGUCUUGUGCCAUAGCAUAGCUGUUAGCUGAAGUAUUUAAAUCGAUUUGCAUAUAGCUUUGAGAGUGCAUGGAACUUUUAAAAAAUUCUUUUAUGUGUAGAAUGGGAAGUUCAUUUUUGGAGGGAGCUGACCUGUGCAUUACACAAGCACAGUUUUACUGAAAGAGUUAAAAUUCUUUUGGCUGACUUAAAAUCCUAACUAUGCAUAGACCUAAUCAGUUCCCCGAUUACCUAAGUUGUAGCUUAAGAAAGAGUAAAGGUCUGUUUUUAUGCACAGCUUGAUGCAUUUGAUAUUCUUGUUUUCUUGGUGUAGCCACACUUAAAGGCUGGUGAUUGUGUUCAAUAACGCUGGCAGUUGAUUUUGAGAUAUACUAAAUGCUGUUACUCCAGUUGUAAAUUCUACUUAAAUCACAAGGAAGGAGUUCAUUGUAACAAAGUCCAUGGCGACAGUUGUGAUUAUUAGAAUUGUUUUUUCAAAAACUCAAGGCACAGGAGAAGAGGGCUCCUUUGGUAAAGUUUGAACUGCAUCAGCUAUUCUUUCCUUGUUUGGUGCCAUAAUCCUGUAGCAUUUAAGUACUUGGUAAAGUAACAGACAGUGCUUAAGUACAUAUAUCAUGGAAAGAAACUCUUGGUUUCAGGUAGGUAUCCCAGGUGAGCAAAAAAGGGAGUGAAAAUUAAAUAUUGCUUACUCUGGCAGUAAAUGAUUGCUGUGUUUGAUUUACAUAAGGCAAUAGCAGCUCUUAUAAAGUAUGUUUAGUCUCAGGGCUAUUUUUUGAUUUGUUCUAAAAUACAAUUUCCUGGAAUUCAGAGUCUGGGACUGUUGAAAAACACUGAGACUGAAUUUUUUGGGAAGAAGGAAACAAAGUCAUAUCCAUUAACCUUUCCUCUGCCUCAGGCCAAACUUCUUGUUGCUCAUUAAGAGAAUUCAGCGGUAGCACAGUAAUUCUCUGCUGCAGUAUUAUCUGUUCUCUCUCCCUGCCAUCUCUAAAAUGCUGACUGGUGUCCUCACAGAAACUCAGUGCCAGUGAUGUCCGUAUUUCCUUGCCAAAUGUUUCCUUGCUGAGUACUUGACAACCCCUCCAUCAAGCUGAGAUGGCAAAGGAGGAAGCGUAGGAAGUCACCAGAGACUUGCAGUUACAGAGAUCAUUCCUGCAGGGUGACUUCUUGAGUCUCUUGACUUCCAUUUAACUUACUGUGUGCAUGCACACAGGUCUGCUGCUUUAAUUUGUGCUGUUGGAGACAGAGCUGGUAUUUUUGAGAACCUUUUGUUAUUUUUUUCUCAUGUACAGACUUGCAGAGCUGUUUUCUUCCAGAACUGAUGCACACUUCCAUGCAUCUCCAGAGCAGAGCUUGUGUGUUGUUAUUACUUGUCCUCAUGAGAUUAAUAUAAGCUGCAAAAAGGAAAUAAAAGCACCCACACACUUGAGCACAUCAGGACUGUGCUUUCUCCAUAUAAUUCCAUAGUUCUGGUGUGUGCCCUUCAUCAGAUGACUUAGACCCAAGACACGUUGAUAUGUGUUAAACCAAAAAUGUUUGUUCGUAGGAAAGGCAAUAGAAGGCAAGCCCUUCAUAACCUAGGGAGAUGAAAAGCACUGGGGAACAAUUGGUUUUACUGUGAUCAAGGAGUUCUUUUUAGAAUUGUUUUUCUGAAUAUGGGUGUACAGGAAAACAAAGUUACCAAUCACUGCCAGAUGUACCUGUGUAUUUUCUUGAUGUGAGUUUGUGAGCAUUCAGCAUCUCUGGAAAUCAGUUCCACUCUUAGUGUUCUGUUUAUGCAAAGAAUGACUUAGAUACAUUAUUUGGAAACUGUUACUUUGCACAUCAAGUGGGGGGAGGAUGUUAACUACUUACAAGUGUUCUGUGACAUUCCAGUCCUGUACCCCAGCUGAACUGCAGCGUCUCAUUCUGAAUGCUCCAAAUGGAAGUGGAGUCCUGUUACUGCUUGCUUGGUUUCAUUGCAUGUCAUCAGUAAAUACUUAAGGUAUGGUCUUUGUUUAAUAGUUCUUCAUUGGGAUUUGUAUUUGACUACAGAGACUUCUGUAGUGUUGACAGAUCUAUUUGAAUAGCAGAAGAGGACUUGGUCUGAUAACACUGCAAAUUAGCAUUUAUUACACAAACUUUUGGAACAACUCUCUUUGGAAAAAUCUACUAAGCUAAAAAAAGAAAACAAACCCCAUCAUCCAUCCUAAUUGUCCAUGUACUGAUAGUUAAGAACAUAGCUUGGCUUCAUUCUAAAUUAUUUCUUAUAUUGAAAUGUGCAAUUUUUGAGGGUAGCUGUCAAGGGAUGUUCAAAACUGCCAUUAGAUUUGCCUUUGUAUGAAAUUGGCUGACAUGUUUUCCUCUGUUACACUGUGAUAACUUGUGGAGAUGUUCUUGCUUAUGUUGUACUGAUAGGUUACUUGUUGCAUGUAAAGCAAUUUUUGUAAGCAAGAGGAAUUCCAGGGAUGUUCUGUAAAAAAGGGCCUAUUCUGAGGUGAUGUACACUGUUGUAAAACUGGAGCAGCUCAACUAAUUUCAAUGGAAUUCUUGAUUUACACUAGUCUUUUUGCUAUGUGUAGUUAUGCCAGUACAAUUUUGCACAAUGUUAUUUGAAUAUUGCGUUCUGACUUGUGGACUGUUUCUACUGAAAACAGUGAAAAUUUUACAAACUGCAAUAGCGGAAUGUUUUUGGCCUUUUUUUUUUGUUUUUGCCUAAAAUAAAAAGUUGUCACUUGAAGCUAUGGGCUAAUCUUGGAGUUAUCUUUAGUAGCAAGGGGUUUUUGUGUUUGCAUGGUCUGGAGAUUUGCCUGAGCUUUGCCCCGAGGUAGUGGGCAUUUACUACAAAUAAAAUAAUCACUUUUUAAACCCUUCUGGAAAAAAAUUCAUCAGAAUGGAAAUAUUUGUUUAAUUCACACCGUCAUUCCUUCAGUGCAUCCUGGAGAACAGUCCUGAAAAUUCUACCUUUCCCUGUCUUCAUCUUCAGUAAGUUUGGUCAGUUCCUGAGGACACUACAAUUCCACCAUUAGGGUAAGGUGUAUAAUGUCCUGGAUUUUGGAAACAGAAGGAUUCAGCAUGUGUUCUUGUUGGAGUGAAGGUAUGAGAACAGGAUUGAGGAAGAGCCCUGGAAUCCUGCUGGUAGGUUCAUUCUGCUGUUCAGUAGAAUGCAAUUGCUGAAGCCUACCUGAGGAGGCAAUUAGGCUGAUUGUUAAAAUAGUCUCAUGUUCUGCAUCUGUCUGUUUACUCAAAACAAGCAUCUUUCUUCAUGAACAAAAUUUGGAGACAAAACUUCUUUAAACUAGAAGUGGUAAACUAGAUAAAUUAUUGGGUUUGGGUUUUUUUGCUAGCUCUUAUAUUAAAUUCUGGUCUAAUUUGCCUAAAAGGCUUGGAGCAAUUCCCCUUCUGGAAAAUCAUUGUCAGCUAUAUUUCAUUUCAGAAUGGAGAGGUGGAUUUCUUGGAAUCUUGAAGAAUUUAAGGAUUACUAGUGCGUGUCCCUCCAGCCAGAGCUCUAGCCUGUGGUUUUCCAGUGGUGGAAAAGUUUGGGACAAUAAAUAUGACAUCAAGUUCCCAACAUUGUGCAUUUCACAGCCAGAGAUCAUGGGUCAAUUUGCAUCCAAAUAGGAAAACUGCUUGGCUGAAAUGUAAAAGAGUAAUUCACAGCCAAUGAAGUCUGGAGUAUUUGGUGCUUUCUCAGAUUUUAGUCUUUUUCACCUGUUCAGCUGUCUGUGGGUGUUUACCUGUUGCCAGAUGAACAGGAUCUGAUUCUUUAUUAAAUAGGCUGUGACCUCAUUCUUCAUUAAACUAUUUCUUCACCACUGAUUACAAAUUUAGUAUUUCUGGUUUUUUGCAUGUAAGGAUGAUUUUACUGUAAAUAUGUCUGGUGUUCAAAAUACCUUCACACCUUGCAUUACAUAUAGGAAAACUGCCUGAGACAUUAGAAUGCUGAUAAAGAUCAUCUAUGAAGACAAAGAGAAUGGAAAGCGCAUCUCUGUGGUGAGCAAUGACCAUCUUCCAGUUCUUGAUUCACUGUUUGCAUUAUAAGCACUUAUGUUCCUCUGUUAAAUAGCUGCUCUUUUUUUUUUCUUCAUGUUGUAAGAGAUAAUCAGGCAGGAGACUGCUAGGAGGAUUUCUCAGGUAUCUCAGUUUUUUCUUGGGGUUAGAUCUGACUGCCUAGCAAAUUACUAUAGAAGUUGUAAGCCAAAGCUUCUUAUAUUUUAUCAUAUUUGCUUGCUGUCCUUUUCCUGGCUCUUCACUCAGCAUUUGGAAAACGUGUAAGAUAGUCAUCCCAGCCAGACUUCCAAACUUUAAAUGCUGCUGUCUAACACUAUUCCAUCUCUAUACAGUAUUUACAGAAGCACUGUUCAUUGCCAGACAUGUCCUGGUUAAGUGCUGUGUAGUGCAGACAUAAGUUAGAAUAGGAUGGAGGAGAUAAUUUGGAUGAAGCUCUCCCACACUUGAAAUUGGCUGGAUUCAUCACCACUGCAUGUACUUUUUUUCAAGUCUUACUCCUGCCAAACAAGCCUGAUUCAUCUCCUCCUGCACUGUCUAUUUACAGAACUCUUGUUUCACGUCACCUGGGCCGUGGCCCUGUAACGGAUGCUUGUGUUGAUGUAGGAGUAUGUCUGUGGUCAAUAGCAAUUUCACACUGUGGUGACAUUGCUUGUAGUAAAGAAAAGAUUCAGUAGUAGUUUAAAACCUCAUUACUGCAAGCAAAGUAGAACACUGUUCAUUAAUUCCUACACUUAUGAGCAUGGGGAUGUAACUGCUGUGAUUAAGCUCUUGAUUAAGAAACUGUUUGCAGUUUGUUGUGGAUGCCUUUUCCAACUACAGACGUGUAGCUGACCACUGUAAACACUAAUUUCACUGUUGAUGGAAAUGGCUGUUAGGGAGGUUUCUCUGUUUUCUCCCAGUGGGUGUCCACUGCAAGUAGCUGAACAGUGAGCACUGCCAGAAUUCAUCUGGCUGUGUAUGUCAGGCAGGCAGCAGGUAAGAGUGUGUUCUCUUUGCCCUUCAUCCUUCCAAAUCUCUGAAGUUAAUUACAAGUUAGAACUUGACCUACAACAUCUUGUACUGGACAAAUUAACAAAGAAGGUACAUCCUUGCCUAGCCCAAAUCUUUUGUGUGGCUUUUGCAAGAUGUUAGUCAUUUUUGAAAAGUAUUUUUCUAUAUACAGGAGUCAUAAAACCGCUACUCAGCUGCAAGAUGUAGUCAGGUGCUGUGUAGAAUAGAUGAAGGGCUACAGCAGAAUUUGGUUUAUGAUUUGCAGUUUUGCAAAAUUACCCGUAUUUGCUGUAGUGAAUACAGUUAACAUCAGCUGGGACACCACAAACUAGGCUAAGAAGUCAGAUAAUUAUGAGUUACUUCUCUCUUGAGACAAAGUUUUUGUUUUCUAUUUCCUGUUUAAAUAGAGCAGCUUGGUCUAGGGUUGUUCUGGGUUUUGUUUUAGACAUUCUCAACCUUUUGUGAAUUGUAGAUAUUUAAUUCCUCAUUAAGAUGUUGUUCUAUAGCAUGUUCCUGCAGUUUCAAUGGAACAAUUUCCUU
Messenger RNA from Camarhynchus parvulus, 10259 nucleotides. It is a transcript of the gene FAM117B, whose product is annotated as family with sequence similarity 117 member B. The record is from RefSeq and is a predicted model, not a curated record. Lineage: Eukaryota; Metazoa; Chordata; Aves; Passeriformes; Thraupidae.